Oikopleura dioica is the source of this 1242-nucleotide messenger RNA. Lineage: Eukaryota; Metazoa; Chordata; Appendicularia; Copelata; Oikopleuridae. The record is from the annotation of a GenBank genome assembly.
AUGGUCGAGUUGGCCGAGAAUCAGGUCACCUUCCUUGAGUUUUCAACGUCGGAUCGUAAAGAGACACUAACAAUCCAGCACGGCUUGAAAGCAUGGUACAAGCGUUUGCGGCAGCGCGGGCUCAAAGCAAAAUCACUUGAAGCGCAUCAGUUUGAAUCUGCAGAAUCCAUUGGCUCAAAGCUCCUUAUCAUUCCGAAUCCGAAUAGAAAGUUCUCUUCAAACCAGUUCGAGCAGCUAAAGAAAUUUUACGACAACGGUGGUUCUUUGCUGAUUUUACUAAGCGAAAAUGGCGAAAAAGGGUCAGGAAGCAACAUCAACUUCUUUCUGGAAGAAUUCGGCAUCUCCGUCAACAAUGAUUGUGUGAUCCGAACUUCCUUCGUUCAGCCUUACUACCACCCUAAGGAGGUCUUUAUCCAGCAACAGGGGGUCGUGCACGAUGAUUUCUGUCAAAUAAAGAAUGGAUUUGUCUAUCCAUACGGGGCCUCGCUCAACGUCAUCUCUCCUGCUGUUCCUCUCAUGACGACAUCGCCAAUCGCAUUUCCAGUGAAUAGGCCCAUCGCCGCUUUUUGCUCACAGAAAGGGAGAGGCAAAUUGGCCGUCGUCGGGUCAGCGAAAAUGUUCUCCGACAAAUGGCUUAACAGAGAAGAUAAUGGACAAGUUGCCGACGCACUUAUUUCUUGUUUACAAUCAAAUCGCUUUGUGUCAAAAAUGGAAAACUUCGAUAUCGAAUUCCCCGAAUACGUAAUCCUUCCCGAUACGAUUGCCCUUGCCGAUCGCCUCAAAUCCUCAUUACAGGCGGAGGGUGAUGUAUCGAACUCCGAGAUGCAACAAAUGUUCUUCGACGCGCCGCUCUUCGGGCUCAACAAUGCGGCCUUUCCUGAGGUGCACGCCACGUUCGAGAAAUUGGACGUGCCCGCCGAUCAGCUCUCCCUUAUUAAGCCGAAUUUCGAGACACCACUGCCGCAACUUGUCCCUGCAACCAUUCCCCCGAGGUUUUGCGAGCCAGAGGGACCACAGUUUGAGCUUUUCGAUCUUGACGAGUCGCUGAGCUCAGAGAGAGUUCGACUCGCCCAAAUAACGAAUAGAUGCAAUCCAGAAGAGACACAGGACUUGGAGUACAUGCUCACAUCUGCUGGCGAAGCACUUGGAAUCACAAAAGACCUGCCAGAGGAGGAAAACAAUCCCGUCGGCAUUUUGAACCACAUCUUUCAACGAAUUUCACUCUACAAAAUGCCCCAAUAG